Molecule: messenger RNA, 885 nt
Organism: Magnolia sinica
Lineage: Eukaryota; Viridiplantae; Streptophyta; Magnoliopsida; Magnoliales; Magnoliaceae
Exons: 6
Coding region: 133-627 (164 amino acids)
Biological process (GO): RNA methylation
Molecular function (GO): methyltransferase activity
Source: RefSeq, a predicted model, not a curated record
UACAUAUUACAAGAUAAAAUAAUGUUAAAUGAGGACUCAUCAUCUGCAACUGAAAUGUUGCUUGCAACCUUCUCCAAUGCUUACAUUGCAUGUGUAUAGGACAUUCGAGCCGUGUGUUACGUAUGCUCCAUCAUGAAGAUCUCCUGGCAUGCAAAUCAGCGGAUGGUUAGACGGUGGAUAAAAUAUCUUGGGUUUGAGGAAGCCAUGAGGCUUAUGAAUUGGAAUAAUAGUGAUCCCAGUUUCAGCCUCAGGGCAAACAGUAUGAAAGGUUUUACAAGAGCUGACCUAGUUGAGCGGCUGACAAUACUGAAGACUUGCAUACAAGCAAGAUUAUUGAAAGACGGUCUAUGUUCAGUUCAGGAUGAGAGUGCAGGUUUGGUGGUGUCUGUUGUGGAUCCACAAUCCGGAGAGACCAUUGUCGACUGUUGUGCUGCGCCUGGAGGAAAGACUCUAUUCAUGGCUUCAUGUUUGAGAGGCAAAGGUAUGGUGUAUGCAAUUGACGUAAACAAGGGCCGCUUAAGAAUUCUUGAAGAGACAGCCAAGUCACACAAUGUCAAUGAUGUCAUCACUGUUGUGCAUGCUGACCUUCAUAUUUUUUCUGUAAGUUAUUUACCAACAGAAAAUUAAUGAAUAAAGUAAAGGAAAUUUUGAGUUCAUCAUGAUAAUCCACAUUUUCAAUUUUCUCCUAACUAUGCUUGCAAUGUUCUAAAUCAUCUAUUACAUAUUAAGAUGGGUACAUUGUUUGUAUUAUAAACUUAUAUGCGUUAUCCUUGGGGAAUGUACCAUUGAGAUGCGUCUAUUUUUUGCUUUCUACCUUUUUAUUGUUUGGUAUUUAUUGUUGUAGAUAUGUACAUAAGGGGCCAUGCCAUCAGCAGAAGAUCAUUC